CGCCGCUAGCUGUGUGUGGGCAGGUACGCAGGCAAUGUGGAUAUAUAUAAAGAGGAGAAGAGCGUGUUUUCUUCGCCCGUCGUUUGUUGCCAUCAUGGAGCUGAAAACGGUUGUUGUGACUUUGUGCCUCGUUGCUUUGGCCAUCGACUCGACAGAAGGUGGCAUCAUUAAAUGCUGCGUGAAAACCAGAAAGACCAUCCCCAAGCCAGUACUCAUGAAGGUCCAAUCGUGGUACUUGCAGGACAGCACCGGACCUUGCGACAUCGACGCUCUCGUCAUGUACGUGGGGGCCUGGAAAAAGCCCAUUUGUGUUGACCCCAGCAUGGAGAAAGAUCUGAACAGGGUUCAGAAGAUCCAGCAGAUGAUGCUGGGAAAAGUACGCCGAUCAGCGGCGUGAGCAUCUGACUUUGGCUUGCGGUUUUGGUACAUUCCUAAUCAUGACUGCUCCUGAUCAAUUCGCCCGGGGCUUGUGGUACUUUUUGUUUGUUGGUGUGUGUGUGUGUGUGUGACAUUUCUAUUUUUAUGAAGCCAAACUCAUUCCGGGAAUCAUUUCACCUACAAAUAAAGUCAGCCAUGCAUGGCGUGUAGUAUUUGA
This is a messenger RNA of Syngnathus typhle (broad-nosed pipefish), 595 nucleotides long. RefSeq names its product chemokine (C-C motif) ligand 27a (gene ccl27a). Gene Ontology annotation, biological process: immune response. Lineage: Eukaryota; Metazoa; Chordata; Actinopteri; Syngnathiformes; Syngnathidae. The transcript is spliced from 3 exons. Gene Ontology annotation, molecular function: chemokine activity. Gene Ontology annotation, cellular component: extracellular region. The coding region runs from base 35 to 397 and encodes 120 amino acids. The record is from RefSeq and is a predicted model, not a curated record.